Suillus paluster is the source of this 894-nucleotide messenger RNA. RefSeq lists its product as uncharacterized. NCBI's taxonomy places the organism in Eukaryota, Fungi, Basidiomycota, Agaricomycetes, Boletales, Suillaceae. The transcript has a single exon. The record is from RefSeq and is a predicted model, not a curated record. The coding region runs from base 335 to 805 and encodes 156 amino acids.
CGAUCACUAGUCGGCUGCCUUCUCACUGUUAUCAACGUGGCGUACGGCGAUUCUGAUGGCUUGAGUGAUUUAUCACUCGCGUACACAAGAUGUGCGGGAAACUACAGUCCGUGACGUCGGCCUAGGGAGAGUUCCAUCGAAGAAACCCGAAACCCUGCCAUCUCAAUUCUCGACGAGCAUCUGUACUCUCUCUGCCAGGGAGCGUAAAGUUUAUCCAAGAUCCAGAACAAGAAUCUAUCAGCAUCCGCGAUCACCAUAUAGCAGAAAAGUUGACAUAAGGAAGAAAAUACAAUAGAUCGCAACCCAGCAAACAGAUGAGUUACCUCACCCAUGGAUGAGAAUCCCUCUACAAGGCUUCCAAACACGCUCUUUAAUGCCUGAUCUCCUUCCAAUACGGCCCUCGCCUCCUCCCAAGUCAUUGGCAUCCGCCGCCUCCCUUUCUGCCUCUAUCAUCUGUGCGCGGGCGUCGCACAAUCUUGCUCAACUAGUGGUGUUUAGGAUCGGAUACCAAGGAGCCCGGCACCAAAGAGGCUGGAGAGAACCAGGUAGGGGAAAGACGUCGUCUAUACAUCUGAUUUCGAAGUGGUUCGAGUGGUCGCGAGGGAUACAGUCAUUGGUUCUACACGCCCAGGAGGAACACAAAAGCGCACGUAUGGGGAGCGUGAAGGCACAGAAGGUAGCUGGGAUGCGGUUGAAUAAACCAGCUAGGAAAAUGCGUUCGCGAAGGGUGAGAAGAUUGGCUGAUGCCUGGUUCUUGUCACUCGCUUGCGGCUGGCUAUAUGAGAGCGUAAAUCAGAAAAUGUGAAGGCAGAGUGUGAACAUGUAGGCAAGAGAAAACAGAGAGACGAUCAGCUGCGGAAAUAGCACGUACAAUUAUCCAAUUAUAACCUUGGU